Melitaea cinxia (Glanville fritillary) is the source of this 376-nucleotide messenger RNA. RefSeq lists its product as uncharacterized. NCBI's taxonomy places the organism in Eukaryota, Metazoa, Arthropoda, Insecta, Lepidoptera, Nymphalidae. Bases 3 to 347 code for a protein of 114 amino acids. The transcript is spliced from 2 exons. The record is from RefSeq and is a predicted model, not a curated record.
UGAUGUCAAACGCCCUCGCGCCACGUUCAGCUUUCGAGGCAGCUGCAACAUAUGUGGCAGGAUUGGGCAUCGUGGAGCUGAUUGCCGUGACAGAAACAAACCACAAGAUAAACGUGUCAACCAGAAGCCACACCCUACCUGCUACGUCUGCGGGGAGCCAGGCCACGUCGUCUCCACCUGCCCAAAAAGGAUUGACAAUACGAAGAAGGAACAAGUCGCUACUGGAAGCAAAGAAGUCAACGCGUGCUCGAAGAUUGUUCGAGGUAUUAUGGACUGUAGUGAUUAAUGAAUACACUCGAGGACGACUGAUUUAUCAGAAUGGCCGUGACGGCAGCCACCUUAUUUAACAGUUUUGAGAGACGGCGGCUAGAUGGCG